CAUAGUCAAGAACCCAGCUCAAGGUUGAGCCAAUUCUGCAAUCUAACGUUCUCUUUGAAACCUUUUUCAAGCUUAGUUGGGAGAUUAUAAAUGUCAUCAGCAGUGAAAGGCAUGCUAAUAAGGACUCGUGUGUGUAACCAAAAAGUAGUAACAUUAAAAGGGAAGAAUAAGUACGUGGAUCAAAAGUUCUUCUUUGAUCUCUCCAGAGACAACCGUUUGCUGUCCCAAGGCGUCGGCUGGUGUCGUCGAGUUGUAGCGCAAAGCCGCUAUCAGCAGCGGCGAUCCACCGUCAAAGGGAUCACAAGUCCAAAGCCAAAGAAAGGAGGUGACCAUGAGCAGAGAGCACAAGCCAUUCUUUCCCCUGUUUCUGAUCCAAGUGCACCUACUACAAACAAGCGAGUGUUCACUUUUGGAAAGGGGAGGAGUGAAGGCAACAAGGGAAUGAAGUCACUUUUAGGAGGGAAGGGUGCAAACCUGGCGGAAAUGGCGAGCAUCGGGUUAUCUGUGCCUCCUGGUCUCACCAUAUCAACAGAAGCAUGCCAAGAGUACCAGCAGAAUGUGAUGAAGUUACCAGGAGGUCUAUGGGAGGAGAUAUUGGAAGGGCUGCAAAGUGUGGAGAAUGACAUGGGAGCUAUUCUUGGUGAUCCUUCCAAGCCUCUACUGCUCUCGGUUCGCUCCGGUGCCGCGAUUUCGAUGCCGGGUAUGAUGGACACUGUUCUCAACCUUGGACUAAAUGAUGAAGUGGUAGCUGGUUUGGCUGCAAAGAGUGGAGAGCGCUUUGCUUAUGACUCAUAUAGACGUUUUCUAGAUAUGUUUGGAGAUGUGGUAAUGGGCAUUCCACACUCAUCAUUUGAGGAGAAGUUGGAGAAUCUGAAGAAUGCAAAAGGAGUUAGACUUGACACAGAUCUAACAGCUUCUGAUCUCAAAGAGCUAGUGGAACAAUACAAAAAUGUCUACCUUGAAACCAAGGGUGAACAGUUUCCCUCAGAUCCAAAACAGCAGUUGCAGUUAUCUGUCAAAGCAGUUUUUGAUUCCUGGGACAGCCCAAGGGCGAUCAAAUACCGAAGCAUCAAUCAGAUAACGGGGCUAAAGGGCACUGCAGUGAACAUUCAAACAAUGGUUUUUGGGAACAUGGGAAACACUUCAGGAACUGGUGUCUUGUUCACCAGGAAUCCAAGCACUGGUGAGAAGAAACUCUAUGGAGAGUUUCUUAUCAAUGCACAGGGAGAGGAUGUUGUGGCCGGAAUCAGGACACCAGAAGACUUAAACACCAUGAAAAAUUGCAUGCCUGAAGCUUACCAGGAGCUUGUAGAGAACUGUGAAAUUCUUGAACGACAUUACAAAGAUAUGAUGGACAUAGAGUUCACAGUCCAGGAAAACAGAUUAUGGAUGUUGCAAUGCCGUUCCGGAAAGCGAACCGGUAAAGGAGCGGUAAAGAUAGCCGUAGACAUGGUGAAUGAAGGGCUUGUUGAUAAACGCUCUGCCAUUAAGAUGGUGGAGCCACAACAUCUUGACCAACUUCUUCACCCUCAGUUUGAAGAUCCAACUGCCUACAAAGACAAGGUGGUUUGCACUGGCUUGCCUGCAUCACCGGGAGCCGCGGUUGGGCAGAUUGUGUUUAGUGCUGAUGAUGCUGAAGAAUGGCAUGCACAAGGAACGCGUGCCAUCUUGGUAAGGACAGAGACCAGCCCAGAAGAUGUUGGCGGUAUGCAUGCGGCUGCAGGGAUCUUGACAGCCAGAGGUGGUAUGACAUCUCAUGCGGCUGUUGUAGCCCGUGGAUGGGGAAAGUGUUGCGUCUCUGGAUGCUCCGAUAUCCGUGUGAAUGAUGCAGAGAAGGUUCUUGUGAUUGGAGAACUGGUGAUUAAGGAAGGAGAAUGGCUCUCACUCAAUGGAUCCACUGGUGAAGUGAUAUUGGGAAAGCAGCCACUUGCUCCACCAGCUAUGAGUGGCGAUUUGGAGACCUUUAUGUCUUGGGCUGAUAAAAUAAGGCGCCUCAAGGUUAUGGCAAAUGCUGACACCCCAGAAGAUGCGCUAACAGCAAGAAACAAUGGCGCUCAAGGGAUUGGACUUUGCAGGACAGAGCACAUGUUCUUUGCUUCAGAUGAGAGAAUAAAGGCAGUGAGAAAGAUGAUAAUGGCAGUUGCAACCGAGCAGAGAAAAGCAGCAUUGAACCUGUUGCUACCUUACCAAAGAUCAGACUUCGAGGGGAUUUUUCGCGCAAUGGAUGGUCUUCCUGUAACAAUCCGGUUGUUAGACCCUCCACUUCAUGAGUUCCUUCCAGAGGGUGACCUUGAACAGAUUGUCAAUGAACUAAGUGCAGAGACCGGCAUGACCGAGGAUGAAGUUUUCGCGAGAGUCGAAAAGUUGUCGGAAGUAAACCCCAUGCUUGGUUUCCGAGGCUGCAGGCUAGGAAUAUCAUACGAAGAACUCACUGAAAUGCAAGCGCGCGCAAUCUUUCAAGCCGCUGUCUCAAUGAGUAACCAGGGAGUGCAAGUCCUUCCUGAGAUAAUGGUUCCUCUUGUUGGCACACCUCAGGAACUGGGACAUCAAGUGAGUCUAAUUAGAAAUGUAGCAAAGAAAGUGUUCUCUGAGAUGGGCACUUCCUUGAACUACAAGGUCGGGACUAUGAUCGAGAUCCCUCGAGCUGCUCUUGUUGCGGAUGAGAUUGCAAAGGAAGCAGAGUUCUUCUCCUUUGGGACCAAUGAUCUCACACAAAUGACCUUUGGCUACAGUAGAGAUGAUGUUGGAAAGUUCCUUCCCAUUUACCUAUCCAAAGGGAUCCUGCAACAUGACCCAUUCGAGGUACUUGAUCAAAGAGGUGUAGGGCAGCUCAUCAAGAUAGCCACGGAAAAGGGUCGGGCUGCCAGACCUAGCUUAAAGGUUGGAAUAUGUGGAGAACAUGGAGGAGAGCCUUCUUCUGUGGCGUUCUUCGCAGAGGCUGGACUAGACUAUGUCUCUUGUUCUCCAUUCAGGGUUCCUAUUGCUAGGUUGGCUGCAGCUCAAGUUGCUGUUUGAGAAAUAUUGUCAUUAUAUAAUAGAUAAUUUCAUGUUGAUGUAAAUAUAUUCAAUAAUUAUACGUGUGAUCAGAAAAUAAGGAAGCCAUCAGUAAAAUAAAAGGAAAAAAAAAAAAAGAAAAAAAGAAAGGAAGACCAUGAACAUUAUAAGAUUGAACCUAGAAGAUGUAAAUAGUUCUCUUUUUACAUUUACAUUAUUAUAGAAACAAAAAAAGAACUUUGUCCA
Molecule: messenger RNA, 3240 nt
Organism: Morus notabilis
Lineage: Eukaryota; Viridiplantae; Streptophyta; Magnoliopsida; Rosales; Moraceae
Product: pyruvate, phosphate dikinase, chloroplastic
Exons: 21
Coding region: 91-3015 (974 amino acids)
Biological process (GO): pyruvate metabolic process; phosphorylation
Molecular function (GO): pyruvate, phosphate dikinase activity; kinase activity; ATP binding
Source: RefSeq, a predicted model, not a curated record